Lepidothrix coronata (blue-crowned manakin) is the source of this 6866-nucleotide messenger RNA. It is a transcript of the gene SLC16A10, whose product is annotated as solute carrier family 16 member 10. The transcript has 6 exons. Gene Ontology annotation, biological process: transmembrane transport. Gene Ontology annotation, molecular function: monocarboxylic acid transmembrane transporter activity. The record is from RefSeq and is a predicted model, not a curated record. Lineage: Eukaryota; Metazoa; Chordata; Aves; Passeriformes; Pipridae. The coding region runs from base 230 to 1789 and encodes 519 amino acids.
GGAGCCCCCCUUUUAAAAUAAAGCGGCGGCGGCACGGCGGGAACAGGCUGGGUGUGUUCUGUGGGGUGGCCUCGCCUCGUUAGGUCUCGCACAUCGACGGCCGGACACAUAGACGGGGCGCCGCAGGAUGCCCGCGGUGAGGAGGUGAGGCAGGCGGGGGACGAAAGGUCGUGAAGAGAAGGAGGAAGGCGGGAGCGGCGCGCCUGAGGGUCUCUUGCCCGCUCCGAGGAUGGCGCCGGUGAGCGAGCAGCUGGAGCCUCAGGGUGCGGAGGGGGACCCCGCCGCCGCGCCCCCCCUACCCGGCCCAUCGGCGGCUGAGGAGCCGCGGCGAGAGAACGGUAGCGAGUGGCGCCCCGGGACCGGCGAGAGUAGGGCCCAGCCCCGGGCGGCGGCGGAGGCCCCCGGGGGCGCGGGCUGCCCCGGGAGCGCGGCUGCGCCGGAGCCCCCCGAGGGCGGCUGGGGCUGGGUGGUGAUGCUGGCCGCCAUGUGGUGCAACGGCGCCGUCUUCGGCAUCCAGAACUCGUGCGGGGUCCUCUUCGUCUCCAUGCUCCAGCUCUUCGGCGGCAGCGAGGACAAGCAGAUGGCCUUCAAAACAGCGUGGGUGAACUCUCUUUCUAUGGGGAUGGUCUUCUUCUGUUCUCCAAUAGUCAGCAUAUUCACAGACUUAUUUGGUUGUCGAAAAGUUGCUGUUGUUGGAGCUGCAGUAGGGCUUGCUGGACUCCUUGCAAGUUCUUUUGUAAGCACCAUUGAACCUCUAUAUUUCACCUACGGAAUCUUGUUUGCCUGUGGCUGCUCCUUUGCGUACCAGCCGUCCUUGGUCAUUCUUGGGCACUAUUUCAAGAAGCGCCUGGGACUAGUGAAUGGCAUCGUCACUGCAGGCAGCAGUUUGUUCACAGUGUCACUGCCCUUCCUCUUGAGAGUUUUGCUCGAUUCUGUCAACCUGUUCAACACCUUGCGGGUCCUGUGCGUCCUUAUGUUUAUUCUGUUCCUGGCUGGAUUUACUUAUAAACCCCUUGUUUCCGACACAAAAGACAAGGCGGGAGGAAAGAAGGGGAAGUUCAAAUUUCCCCCUGGAAAAAAGAUUUGCAAUUUCUCCGUUUUCAAAGUUCUCAGUUACCGAAUCUGGGCUUUUGGGAUCCCAGUUGCCCUUUUUGGAUAUUUUGUGCCUUAUGUUCACUUGAUGAAUCAUGUAAAAGACAGAUUUGGUGACAGUGUGCCAGAAGAAGUGCUUCUGCUGUGUCUGGGCAUUACUUCAGGAGUUGGCAGGUUGAUCUUUGGCAGAGUUGCUGAUUAUAUUCCUGGUGCAAAAAAAAUUUAUUUACAGGUGGCCUCAUUCUUCUUUAUUGGCUUGAUGUCUAUGAUGAUUCCACUGUGCCAUGUCUUUGGAGCUCUCAUAGCCGUGUGUCUCUUCAUGGGCCUAUUUGAUGGAUGCUUCAUUUGCAUUAUGGCUCCUAUUGCCUUUGAGCUUGUUGGGGCUCAGGAUGUCUCCCAGGCUAUAGGAUUUCUACUAGGACUCAUGUCAGUCCCUAUGACAGUUGGACCACCCAUUGCAGGCUUGCUGCGUGAUAAGCUGGGCACCUAUGAUGUAGCAUUUUACCUGGCUGGAGUCCCUCCCCUCAUUGGGGGAGCUAUUUUAUGUUGCAUCCCCUGGGUCCAUGAACGGCAGAAGUUGAAAGAAAGAGCAAAACCUGUUGAUGGAGAAACUACUGAGAAAAUGCUGGAAAAUGAAAGCACUUUGGUGUCAAACACAACAGAAAAGCCAGUCAGAGAACUGGAAUCUGGCAUUUGAUGUUUUCUUUUCCCUAUACCAUCCUGACCUCUACUGAAGUUUGAUUUCUACUUUUUGGCUGAAGAUAUUAUACUACACUGAAGAAGUCUUGAACUAUUGCUCAAAUUGCAAAACUGUUAUAAGAAUCUUUUAUACCAUUGAACUUUCUUGAUGAGUCGUUGAAUUUGAUCUCAAGCCACAUUUUCAAGGUAUUUGAAGUUUUGUAGCUUUAGUGUGUAUGUGUGUAGUGAUUCUGUGUGUGAAGAGAAUAUUUUUCUAAUCCAUCAGAACUGAUUUCUGGAAAUGUGAGAGCUGUUUUUGGUUCACUGACCCAGGAUUCUUCAAUCAUGUCUAUGGCCCAUCCAAUGCAGGCACACCCAUGGGUGUUUAUACUGGAUAAUGUAGUAGCUCUUAUGACUGAUUUGUUUUUUGAAGUUUCUCAUGCUGUUUACAGUCUUUUAUAAUUCUGUAUCGUGAACAUGAAUAUGCAUAUUUUUGAUUCCCUAAACUCUUGAUGAAAUGAUUUUUUCAUUAGAAAACUAAAUUAUUAAACAUCUUUUUUAUUUUCUCUAAAUACCCCAGCCUGUUUAGUUUGCCAAAACGCUCACUUGUGUUUGCAUUCACCUUUCACAGUAGCCCAAACAAAGAAUGUUCAGGAUGAAAUUCUUGGGCUCAAGUUUUGAAUAUGUACAAACUAAGCUCUGAGUGCGAACGUGUUCAGAAGUAAAGCUGCUGAAUUAUAGACUUUUUUUAUUUACUGAAGGCAAUACUAUUAAGAUGCAUGUGUAUAAUGUUUUUUCAGUGAAUCCUCAGAUUAGUUGAUAGUUUUGAAACUGUAAUGACUAAUUCUUUGGAGCAGUAUUGUGAAUUAGACUGAAUUUCAAAUUAUUUUGUUGUACUUGUUAGGGGUUUUUUUUUAUUCUUAAAAACAAGACAGCUUUAAAAGAUACAUUCUAAGUGCAAUACCAAGUUGUUUUUAAUGUGGAAAUAUACAUGAACUAUUAAAACGAAGUUCAUCAAUUAAGGAUUUUUGCACUAAGUGAACAUGCAGAUUGAUUACAGGUCUAUAUAGGUGUGUUCAAUUACCUGUAGGAUAUAGCUCCAUAUUUUAUUCAAAUAUAAAGAAAUGUCUUUGCAUGUCCUAUUUCUUGCUUAACAUCCUAAACAUAUGGCUCCAUUGCUUAUGUAUUCUUAAGUAUUAUACACUGUUUGUCAAGCAGGUAUUUCUGAAAACCUCUUUUUCUGAAAAAUAUUUAAAAGCAUAACACUUUGAGGUGAAAACGCUGCUUUUCAGUUUAUCAUAAAACACUUCUAAGUGCAGUGCUUAUUUGUGGAUAUGGAUCAGCAAUCAAUGAAAUAGUUAAUCAUUCUUUUUUUCAGGUCCAUUCAAUACCAAUAAUUUUUCUUUCCUUGUUUAGAACUGUCAUAGUGAAGAGUAAAUUAAAUGUGAUCUGGACAAAGUGUAUAUUUAAGUGCAUUUUCUUAAUUAGUAACAGUACUUGUUCUUUACACAAACCGUGGAGGCAUACUGUUUUUUUGAAUUAUAGCCUUUAUUGUCUUUGCUAUUUUCAUUUUUUCUUCUCCAGUGUUGUUGUAGUAAAUUGCUCAGAAAACCCACAUAGGUUUGUGAUACAAAACAGCAAUACUAUUGCAUUGAAUGUUUACGUCUAGCAACUGAUGGAAGUUCUUUAAAUAUAAUAUACAGAGCAUCCUAAUUAUUGUAGAUGAAACCUCAGACCCUUUUUCUAUUGCAGACUUUCAAUCCCUACUUUACAUGAGUGAGCUCUGAAUAAUUGAAUCUUAAAAUAUUAGAGGUGUAUAGGGAAGGACUUGGAGGUGGGGAAAAAAACCCUAAACCAAUCUGGAAAACAGAGGUCCCUUCAGGUUCAUAGAUGCAUAGUACUGUUAAUUAAAAUUACUAUGAAAUGCUGCCUUCAUUACAAAAGUGAUGUUAACAGUUGAUGUUGCUCUUGUCUGGAGUGUUUCUGUAGAACAUGUUAUUCAGUAUUAUUUUCCAGUUGGGCAACGCAAAAGGUGUUGUUGAGUAAAUGUGGUAAAAGCCUCUUAUUUCCUAAUGCUUUGUUAUGAAAAAUUAAUGUUCAUCACAGAUCUUGCAUUUCAUGUGUUUUAGUGUUGAGUUUUAAACCAAAAACAAGGCUGCUCUUUAUCACUGGUGCAAUUUGAAAUGAUUGUGACCAGAUAUCUUGAUAUAAUUGUGACAUGGUCCCGACUUGCUGCUCUGUAUCUCUAUAAAUUAUCUAGCAGAGUAUAUAAAGUAAUUGUUGUUAGGUUUUAGAAAUGACACAGAAAUGGUAUAACAAUAAUAUGGAUUAAUUAUUGGCAUGCCCUUUAAAAAUAAAAAUCCAAACUCUCACAUUUGAGUAACGAAAAGCAUUAUAUUGCUCACAAAUACGAAGGACAGCAUUUAUUAAAAAAAACCCCAAACCAAAAAAGCCCAACAAACAAAUGACUCCAGGAGGAGGUACAAUGAGUGAAUAACUGUUUAGGAGUCAUUACUAUGUCAAAACCAGCUAGUGAGUGGGGUAUUAAAUGAGAGGGAAGCAGAGUUAAGGAUAAGGAAGCUAUGCUGGUGUGGCGAAGUGAUGUUGGAAUAAUGAACCUAUUUCUAAUGCCAGUGCUUGUUUUGCAAAAACGCUAAAAUUGGAGAGGCUUCUCAGAGAAGAUAAAGUAAAUUAAUGCAGAAGAAUUCUGUUAUCAUCUUUUCUGUUAGCUUGUAUCUAUGGGGGAAAUGUCCAAUAGAAAAUACUCUUUUUUUGGACAAAAGCAUAAGGAGUUUGUGUCCUAAAGCUAGAUAAGACAUAGCUAAAAGUGAAAAAAAAAAAUUCCAAUUUUUAGUGGUGAGGCCAACCAAUCAUUGAGAAACUUACUGAGAAAUAUACUGAAUUCUGUAUGCCCUGAGGUUUUAAAAAUGAGGUUAGCUGUCUCCCUUUAAAAAACCCAAACAAAUCCAAACCCAAACCAACACAGAAAACCCCCAAAGAAAUAGCUAUUUAUUACAUUAAUGAAAAUGAUUAAAUAUUGUUGAAAUGGUUGCAGUUCUGAAAACUAGGAGAGAAAAGGACUGAAUACUCAAUUUUAUUGUAACUGAAUAAAUGUAAAUAAAUUUUUGUAGCAAUUUAUUUUCAGGUGUGAAAACCUGUUCAUGGGAAGCCUACUGAACUUACAUUUUGAUGACCCAAUUCAUUCCAGACUUAAUUUUGUUGGCUGGUAGAUUCUAAAAUUAAAAUAUUAGCUUAAUUCAAGAAGACUCUUCAAUUAUUCUGAUGUAUCCCUCUCUUGAGAACGGUUCGUAAGAGUACUUUCCCUAGACAUUGCUCUCUCAUUCUAUAAACAGAGUAAUCAUUUUUUUUCCAUUGAAUGUUCUCAGGGUAAGCUUCAGAAGAAAUUCGGUCAAGAGAAGUUCACUUAAAAUGGUGAUGUGAAAUUUCCAGUCCUACUUAAUGCUGUAAUUAAUACACCAGAAAUUAGUCUUGAAACCAAGACUAAUUUUGAGCAAGGUUUGAUAGUCUUCGUGUCUGGCUGACACAUCUUUUCAGUACAUAUGAGAUCCUUGUAAAUCUUAAUAUAGCUGUUCAGCAAAGAGUCAAAUAAUGAAAACCCUUCAGGUUAUUAUUACAUCUAUGCUAUACAACAAUAUGAAAUGAUUAAUUAAUAACGAAAGUAUUGUUGGAUUUGCUUUGGCUACAGUAGAAGACCCAUACAAGUCUCAAACCAAGACUUCAAAUUAUAACAUAAUUAGAAUUGCUUUCAUCCAGAUCUUCUUCUGUUCAGCAUUAACAUUUUAAUUAUUUUUCUAAAUUUAUUUUCAGUGACCAUUUAUUGCCCCUGAAAAUUGUUCCCUCACCUCAAAGAUGCCUUAGGCGUUCUGUGGCCGUUCCUCAGGGUAUAUUUGGUAUCAGAGGUAGACAACGGACAUUUUUCUCCUUUGGUCCUUCACGUCCAAUGUCUGGGCAUAUACAUUCACCCCUGCCCUUCAGAGACACUGGAUUGUCAAACUGAUGCACACCAUAUUGGAUAUGGAUAGUACUUUUCAGCCUUCCUUGCAUUAAAUCUUUGAGUAGCCAUAGCCUGGCAGACCAGCCAAGUUUUGGUGAAGUGAGAGGGGUGAGAUUGGAUCACCUCCCAGGAGCACUGAAGGCAGCUCUUGCAUAUGCCAAGUGAAUGCUUUGAUCACAGGCUUGUGAUGUAAAAAAAAUGGACACUGCCAUUGUAAAGAAAAAAUGCCCUGCUCGAUUUUUUGCAUCAGGUAGUACAUGCCAAAGGGAUGGGAGAUGCUUCCUUGCAGCCCCAAAGGGAGUAUGUCAGGAUGGGAAUCAGUGCUACUAUUCUUACUAUCAUUUGUGUAGUUUAGCUUAAGCAGCUGGGCUCUCCCUGUGCUGGCAUGGAGCAGCUCCCUGCCUCGGGAGCUCACAUGGAGUGGCUCAGCUGUGCCCUCUGAGCAGGGAGCAGAGGCGGUGCCUUGUCUGGGGCCUGGAUUGCCCUUCAGAGAGCUGGAAGUGUUACAGAAGCUGGCAUCUGAAAGGUUGUGUCAGAAGUGACCCUCUGCUAUUAAGAAUGUCUGUGUAUGUAUAUAUCAAUACAAUGUAUUUUGACCAGGGCAUACACAAACUUUCUGCAUUUAACUAGAGGAGGUGUAGCACUGGAAUGUGAGAGAUGGCUGAGGAAAAAGUAAUUAUUUUCAUUGUGUGUCUCACUGUUGACAAGCACAGCACCAUUACAGUUCCAGCCGGCCAGUGAGUUUCCAGCCAUGUAAACUUUGGCAUAUGUUCAGUAUACCCUUUAGAAUAUAUAUAUUUUAUCAACAAUCGUAAUGUUUUGGAACUGCAUAUGCUAAGAUUUAUACCAAAAUGUUUGCUAAUAUUGAUAACUCUGACAUGUUUAAGUAUCUUUAUAGACAUCUUAUUUUGUAUGUUGUUUUUGAUAUUAAAGGAUAUAUGUUUUGCUAGCCUUAACUACAUUCUUUCAAGUUCUGCUUUGUUAAGAGGGUAAGAAAUGAAUGUCUAAUGUUUUUCAUGGUGCUAAAAUAACUGUGAUCAGCCUCAAAUUAUUCAGAAUAAAGAUGGUAGUUCUUAAGUGC